AUGUUGCAACCAGAUUCCUGUGCGUGUGGGAUGAACAAUUUAGAAUUGUUCCAAGUCCCCCCGACUAAUAUUGCUUUAGAAGACUCCAAAUGGGAAGAAUAUUACCCCAUUUCCAGUACUUUAGAUUCGGAUACGGCUCCUAUUGAAUUUGAAAUUAAUGGACAAGGAGAUCAAUAUCUGGAUUUAUCUCAAACGUAUGUUCAUAUGGUGUGUAAAUUUACCAAAGAUGAUGGUACUAAUCUGACUGGAGCUGGCAGUACUUGCGCCCCGGUGAAUAAUAUCUUACAUUCCUUGUUUACGGAAAUCGAUUUCAGUGUCAAUGGAAAAAUAGUGACUCCUGGAACCGAUACUUAUCCUUACAAAGCUUAUCUGGAGAAAUUACUUUCUUACAAACCCAGAACUUUAAUGACACAGAUGAGAGCUUGUAGUCUGUGA
Messenger RNA from Saccostrea echinata, 435 nucleotides. RefSeq lists its product as uncharacterized. The transcript has a single exon. Bases 1 to 435 code for a protein of 144 amino acids. Lineage: Eukaryota; Metazoa; Mollusca; Bivalvia; Ostreida; Ostreidae. The record is from RefSeq and is a predicted model, not a curated record.